Molecule: messenger RNA, 1572 nt
Organism: Colius striatus (speckled mousebird)
Lineage: Eukaryota; Metazoa; Chordata; Aves; Coliiformes; Coliidae
Product: REST corepressor 2-like
Biological process (GO): negative regulation of DNA-templated transcription; regulation of transcription by RNA polymerase II
Cellular component (GO): transcription regulator complex; histone deacetylase complex
Molecular function (GO): transcription corepressor activity
Source: RefSeq, a predicted model, not a curated record
AUGCCGUCGGUGAUGGAGAAGCCGUCGGGGAUCCUGUCCCGGAGCCGAGCCAAGUGUGGCAGCGGCCCCCCCGUCACCUCCGAGGACGAGGCCAGCGAGGACGAGCCCACCCACGACAGCAUGAUCCGGGUUGGGGCUGAUUACCAGGCUGUGAUCCCUGACUGCAAACCAGAGAGUCCAGCUCGAUACAGCAACAAGGAGCUCAAGGGGAUGUUGGUUUGGGCCCCCAACCACUGUGUGUCUGAUGCCAAACUGGACAGAUACAUCGCCAUGGCCAAGGACAAACACGGCUACAACAUCGAGCAGGCCCUGGGGAUGUUGCUGUGGCACAAACACGACGUGGAGAAGUCUCUGGCAGAUUUGGCCAAUUUCACCCCGUUCCCUGACGAGUGGACGGUUGAGGAGGUGCUGUUUGAACAGGCCUUCAGCUUCCAUGGCAAGAGCUUUGCUCGCAUCCAGCAGAUGCUCCCCGACAAGCUGAUCCCCAGCCUGGUGAAGUACUACUACUCCUGGAAGAAAACGCGCUCGAGGACGAGUGUGAUGGACAGACAGGCACGGCGGCUGCUGGGCCGCAGGGAGCGUGACGACAGCGAGGAGCCGGACGAGCAGCGGCUGGGACAGGAGGAGCUGAGCAGCCUGACCCCAAGAGAGAGGUUUUGGGGGGUUGGGGACACCCUGGGGACACCCUGGGGACACCCUGGGGACACCCUGGGGCAGGCUCCGUGGCCCCGCGCUGCCCCUCGCCAGGAGCCGCAGUGGCGGCAGCUCCCCGGGGCCCGGCAGCGCCGGCGGCCGCCGCGGGGGAUGCGCCUGAACCGCGCCGCCGUGGCCGGGCUCACGGCCAACCCCGACCUGGGCGCCCUGGCGCUGCGCCAGCUCGACUCGCAGCUCGUGGCCCUCAAACGGCAGGUGCAGAGCAUCAAACAGAUCAACAGCGGCCUCAGGCAGGCGCUGCAAGGAGGCGUCGAGGGGCUGAGGCCGCCCGAGGGCAACGGCAAAUUCAGCUCCCGCUGGACAACAGACGAGCAGCUCUUGGUGGUGCAGGCGCUGCGCCGCUACGGCCGCGACUUCCCGGCGGUGGCGGCCGUGCUGGGGAACAAGUCGGCUGCCCAGGUCAGGAGCUUCGUGCUGGGGCCGCGGCGGCGCUUCGGCCUCGAGCGGCUGCUGCGGGAGCGGGAGGCGGCCACCGGCCCCCGGCCCCUGCGGCCCCCCCAGCCCGGGGCAGACCGACAGGCCCACUCUGACCCCAAACCCUGCGUUGGCCACGCCCCCAUCGGCCGUGGCCACGCCCACAAAAUAUCUCUGGCCACGCCCCUUGUGUUGGCCACGCCCCCAGACAGGCCCACUCUGACCCCACCCCCUGUGCUGGUCACGCCCCCAGACAGCUCUGGCCACGCCCCCAAUCGUACAGUUCUGGCCACGCCCCCAACAGCAGCUCCCGGGCUGGCCACGCCCCCAAACCGCUCUGGCCACGCCCCCAGCCAAAGAGCCCCGACUGGCCACGCCCCCUCGACUUUGGCCACGCCCACAAACGGAUGCGCCGCUGUUGGCCACGCCCCCAAACUGGCCUGA